CACAAUAGCUGCACGUUUCUACACAAAUACGUCAACCUUAGCCUUGAGUCUACUUCUUUACAUUAGUUUGACGUUUUUGAUAGAAUUGCACUUUUUCAACUUUAGUUAUUAGUGUGUAAUGAGCGUAAACUGAUGCCAUGAACCUAGAGAAUUUGAAUAACCUCCGCUACAGGAAACACGCAAAAUUAGGGGCGAGGCCACAAUGAGCUGCUUUAGAGAAGACAAAGAGCCGCUGCUGCAGUAGUGUUUUGUUACCAUGACGAACAUUUCACUGAGCUGCACGCUUACUUUCACUUUUAUCACAGUCUCUUGUUUACUGCUGUUAGCUCUGAUGAUAAGGAUUUAGCUACACACAUUCUAAAAGAUAAAAAAUACUGUAGUGUCACAUCAUAUUUGCAAUAGCAAAUUGUAGUAUUCUUGUUGUAAAUUGUAAGGUUCAAAAACACUGUAGUAUUAGGAAUUUUACUGCAGUUUACUGUAGUAUACUACAAUAUUUUUAUGUGGACAAAUAUAUUAACUUUAAACCUCUAGCGCCAGUGCUAUGUACACAAAAAGUUAACACAUUCCGUAGAUUAUUUUCCAUGGUUAGCAGGGUUUUUCCAGGGUCAAAAAUGGUCUUCGGUGGUGGCUGAUGAACACGAUCAUCAACACUUAAAUGUACCAUACUCAGGGUGUCUUAAAAAGUAUUAAAAGUUGAUAAAUAAAUUUAGAGAAAAUUAAGGCCAUUAAAAGUAUUAAAAAGUCUUAAAUGCCAUUUUCCAAGGUAUUCAAUUUUGUAUCGGUUUUUCAUACUUGUCCAAAGUAGGGAUGCACAAAUGUUCGGCAACUGAAAAUAGCAAAAAAAGCAUGACGUGCUAUGAUCAACCCGCGCAGAGAGAGAGAGAGAGGGGGGCGCGCGCUUUAUUAAUGACUUAAACAUGUCGGCAGUGUGUGGAGCAUUUUUAAGUCUCAGAGGAAGACACAGCACGGAACUUGCCGCGUCAGAGUAAAUUUCUGAAUGAAAGCGUCUUUACCGGUCGGUAACUUGUGUACAUCAGACUGGAGCGGGCGGUCUGACAGCAGCCCCGCCGCUUGCGACAUCCUUUGACAUCAUACAGUGGUCGCGUGCACACAAUUCCAUGUACUAAACAACUUGUCAAAGUAUGUACUGUGCAUCCCGGCCACGAGUCCACGUUCUGAGAGAACAAUCAGCUUUUGUGGGCGGAGUUUGGAGGAGAGACGUGAACUGAAAUGGUUUUCAGUCAGAAUUGCUUGCAUGGAUGUUUUUUUCUUUAAAUCGUUUUGCAGCGUAGCCAAUAAUAAUCCAACAGUUUUCGUUUAUUCAUAGUUUUAGCUUAUAAUGUUGAAGGACACUUGCUGUACAGUACAUUCUUUCAGCAGUCAGUUAUAGGCCUAAUAUAGGCUGUUCAAGAAGGGAGAGGGCUCAAAUUUUGUUUUAAUUUAGCCUACCCCUGUUGAAAUAAACAGCAUAUGCUGGGUCAGGUAUGUUUUGAUGCUGGUUUAACCAGCUAAGGACCAGCACAUGGCCAUCUUAAACCAGCACAUGGCCAUCUUAAACCAGCACAUGGCCAUCUUAAACCAGCACAUGGCCAUCUUAAACCAGCACAUGACUAGCUUAAACCAGCAUCAAAACAUACCAAACCAGCAUAUGCUGUUUUUUUCAACAGGGACUUGUUUUUGCUCAAUUUUAUUGGUAACACUUCAGUAUAGGGGACAAUUCUCACUAUUAACUAGUUGUUAUUAGCAUGCCUAUUAUUGGCAUAUUGGCUGUUUAUUAGUACUUAUAAAAGCACAUAUUCUGCAUGACCAUACUCUACAUGCCUAAUUCUGCCCAAUACCUUAACCUAACAACUACCUUACUAACUAUUAAUAAGUAACAAAUUGGCUAAAUAAAUAGAAGAAAUAAGAUAAGCCGUGUUCGGUAUUCUCUUUCUAAUAAACCUUGCAUUGGGUUAGUCACCCAAUGAAUUCUCUUGUGCUUCGUUCCCACCCUUCUAAAUUAUGUUAAUUAAUAAGGAGUUAUUACAAACUAAGUCUGUUUAGUUGUGCUAUCUUACAAUCAUUAUAUAGUAAAUGUAAGUUAAAGUGUUGCCAAUGUAACCGAUUAAAACAAAAAAGUGGCGAUGAGGUUUUAAAUUGUAUGGAAAGUCUUGAAAAAGGUCUUAAAAUGUAUUAAAUUUAGCUCCAUGAUUCCUGUAUAUACCCUGAUACUGCAAGCCCAAUACUGACAAUAAAACCAAAAUAAAUGCAAAGAAACAUUUUAUUUGUCAUGUUAUUAUGUUGUUGUUAUUUAGUUUUACAACCCCUUGCGAGUUUUAUAUUAGGUAUGAAAUUAUCUCUCACAGAUAUUACCUGUCAUUCUCACUCUCCUUUCUUGCCCCCUUUGCAAAAAAGCUGUCAUUUUUCCACUGGCCUUCAUUGAUUUUCAUUUGCCAGACCUGAUCUUUUUUAUAUAUAAGCAUAUCAUAGGGCAUUAAGAAAAAUGGCCUUAAAAAAAUUCUCAUCAUUUAUUUUAAAUAACAGUUCUUAAUGUUACCACAUAAAAUGUAUUUUAAUCAGCAGGUAGCUUACAGCAACUUGUGAUUUGUUCUUGUUUCAGAACUGGUUUCUGUCUAAAGUAAAUGAUUUUAUAGGUAAUUUACUACACAAUGUCAUAUAAUUAUUUUUAGACUAAAUCUUACUAACCACUCUUGCUAAAUGGCCUACGCACACUUACUGUACAUUCAGAGGGGUUUUGAGUGACUCAUUUGAGUGAGGCCUAGUCCACACGUACAGGGGGAUUUUUAUAAAUGGAGUUUUUCCUUCCUGGUUUUAUAAAAAAAAACAUCCACACGAAAAUCAAGAACACGCUAUAAAGCGCUGUCAAAUGCAUGCCAAACCAACAGGUGGCGAUAUAACCCUAACCAUAAAGCCGUGUUGGCCAAUCAGAAGGUUUCUAAAAAUCUUCACCCUUGCAGGAGUUUUCAAAAACGUUCGGUAUCAGUGACCGAGUACUGCGUUUGCAUGUGGAUGAACGGCCAAACCGCAUAGAAAAAACAGCAGUUUUGAAAAUACCUGUGUUCGUGUGGACAGGGCCUGAGUCUCAUGAGUUCAGUGUUUUACAAUGAAUCACUUCAAAGGAGUCAUUAGGUCAUGAAUCGGACAUGUUCGAAUUCAUUCGGCGCUGCGCAAACCGAUCGACAUCUGAUAUCAAACUUCAGCGAGAGUGUUUUUGAAAGCAUACGGAACAGUCUGUUGCCGCAGUACUUCACGCUACAUGCAGAUCGGUCUGCGCAACACAGAAUGAAGUCGAACACACACCUUAAGUUUGGAGACAGAGAAAGUGCACAGGGACUGUGUUCGCUCUUUCCAGCCGUCAUCUACAUCACUCAUAAAUCACAUUCAAGAAUCAAAUAAAUCUUUGGCGGGGGGGAAAUUUUGUUUGGGAGGCCGCUAAAAAAUUGUCAAUUUAGGAAAAACCCAGGGUAAUAGAUCAGACUGUAUGUAAAAUAACUUGUUGUCAGGAGUGUUUCUAGAUGCUGCGUACCAAAUUUCGUUCAAAUCGGACAAACGAUGUGGGAGGAGUUUGAAAAAGUAUGUUUUUUGAAAAAUUCACAAUAGCGGGAACAUUUUUAUGAUGGAAAGUUAUAAGCAAAAAUGUUUGUGUAACUUUGAACUGGUGGUGGCGCUAGAGUGUUUGAGUCAGCCUCCAAAUUUGCCAUGGUAACACAAGAGACAAAAAUUGUGCAAAAGAAAAAUGCAAAAUUUCAUAACUUUCCUAUGUAGGGUUCUAUGGGCUGCCUAGACGCAAUAGAAGAAUAGGAAAACUAACAGAUAAAUUAGGGGCCUUCAUAAAGUCUAAUGGUGGCACUGACUCAAAUGCGUUUUUUUUUACGAAGUAUUGGUGUUGAAUAAAUGAGGAUUGUGUUGGUAGAAUGCAGUGUAUUUUUUUCAUCAGAAGAGCGAGCUGGAGCAGCUGUUAUCUUUGUUAAAGAGGACAGAGUCUCUGACUGAAGAGCAGCUAGCUAGACUUAGUGUCCUCAUGUCAGACUUCAGGGCAGCAUUAACUAGAGUCCAGCCUUCUGCCAAACGGGAAGGCUUUGCCACUGUACCAGACGUCACCUGGGAUGAUGUGGGGGCACUGCAGGACAUCCGCGAGGAGCUCAAUAUGGCCAUCAUGGCCCCCAUCCAUAAUCCCGAACAUUUCCGAGCUCUGGGUCUCAACACCCCCGCUGGAGUUCUGCUCGCCGGGCCUCCAGGAUGUGGGAAGACGCUGUUAGCAAAAGCUGUGGCCAAUGAGUCUGGUUUAAACUUCAUCUCUGUCAAGGGUCCAGAGCUGUUAAAUAUGUAUGUGGGUGAGAGCGAGCGGGCUGUUCGCCAGGUCUUCCAGCGGGCUCGUAACUCGGCUCCAUGUGUCAUCUUUUUCGAUGAGAUCGAUGCGCUUUGCCCUCGCCGCUCACAACACGAGUCAGGGGCCAGCGUUCGAGUGGUGAAUCAGCUGCUCACAGAGAUGGACGGUCUGGAGAAUCGCCAGCAGGUUUUCAUCCUGGCUGCCACUAACAGACCAGAUAUAAUUGACCCCGCUGUGCUCAGACCUGGACGCUUGGACAAAACUCUUUAUGUGGGUUUACCACCCGCAACAGACAGACACGCCAUUUUAGUCACUAUUACAAAGGCUGGCACUAAACCCUGUCUGGAUUCAGAUGUCCAUCUAGAGGAAAUUGCACAUGACACGCGAUGUGACAGCUUUACAGGAGCAGAUCUGUCAGCUUUGGUACGAGAAGCAUGUGUUAAUGCUCUAAGAGUUCAUUUAUCCUCACGACCGGCUCAAACAGACACAGGCUCACCUGUUAGGGUUAGCAAAGUUCACUUUGAAGACGCUUUCAAGAAGGUGCGACCAUCGGUGUCUAAGAAGGACCAGUUAAUGUAUGAAAAACUGAAAGAGUCCCUCACAAGAUGAUGACUGCUGAUAAAACAGCAUAUCCACUGUAGAUAUCUUUUUUGAAACCUCAUCGUUUUCAUUUUGAAAACCUCAUCUGUCAGGAGCGGAGCAUCAUUGAUAACAUUGUGCUGUUUUUCUGCAUUUGCCCUGCACCGGGAACAUUUGUGAUUUAGGAUUUAAACUGGAUUUGUAUAUGCAAUAAAGCAUCUGUAAGAA
Messenger RNA from Triplophysa rosa, 5137 nucleotides. Its product is annotated as nuclear valosin-containing protein-like. Gene Ontology annotation, cellular component: nucleus. Bases 4022 to 4939 code for a protein of 305 amino acids. NCBI's taxonomy places the organism in Eukaryota, Metazoa, Chordata, Actinopteri, Cypriniformes, Nemacheilidae. The transcript has 10 exons. The record is from RefSeq and is a predicted model, not a curated record. Gene Ontology annotation, molecular function: ATP binding; RNA binding; preribosome binding. Gene Ontology annotation, biological process: ribosome biogenesis.